This is a messenger RNA of Acanthochromis polyacanthus (spiny chromis), 3579 nucleotides long. It is a transcript of the gene zbtb7b, whose product is annotated as zinc finger and BTB domain containing 7B. Gene Ontology annotation, molecular function: protein binding; DNA-binding transcription factor activity, RNA polymerase II-specific; RNA polymerase II cis-regulatory region sequence-specific DNA binding. Gene Ontology annotation, biological process: positive regulation of gene expression; regulation of transcription by RNA polymerase II. The record is from RefSeq and is a predicted model, not a curated record. The transcript has 4 exons. Bases 416 to 1996 code for a protein of 526 amino acids. NCBI's taxonomy places the organism in Eukaryota, Metazoa, Chordata, Actinopteri, Pomacentridae.
CCAGAGCCAAUCCGCGGCGGGGCGUAAAUAGGGCAAAGCCGCUUCCUGGUUCUCAGGAAGGAGGAGCCGGGAGUCGGAGGGGCGACGGAGCCGCAGCAGCACCGGGGGGUCAGAGCAGCGCAGAGAGCGGGUCCGCACGGAGCAGCACCGGGACGAGCACCGGCACGACCACCAGAGAACCGCGACGCCACCGGGAGUCGCUGAAGGAGCCGUGACCCCCCAGGAGGAGACACCGGGACCGGAGAUAAAGUCGGAAUAAUCCAGGAAGUGUCGCGGCCGGUCAGGUGGGAGGACGGUCCGGACAGGUGACUCUCAGGUUUUAACCUCCGCUGACCUCGAAGAAUCACAACAAGAGGGAGGAGAAACCCGACAGCAGGCCGCCAUCUUCUCCUGGUUUUAUGGACUGGAGGUGGCGAUGUCUCCAGGAGAGGACGGUCUGAUUGGGAUCCCCUUCCCGGAGCACAGCAACGAGCUGCUGUCCCACCUCAAUGACCAGCGGAGGACAGGUCUCCUGUGCGACCUCACCCUGACGUCCCGUGGCGCCCGCUACCCCACCCACCGCUCCGUCAUGGCCGCCGUCAGCCUCUACUUCCGUCGGCUGUUCGGGGCGGAGGAGGGCGGUGAGGGCGGCGGCGGCUUCAGCGUCUGCCAGCUGGACUGCGUGUCGCCCGACGCCCUGGACGCCCUGCUGGAGUUUGCCUACACCGCCACGCUGACCAUCCCCAGCUCUGGCAUGAGGGAUGUCCUGCGGGGCGCCCAGCUGCUCGGCAUCCAGUGUGUCGCCGACGCCUGCCGCGAUAUCCUGGGGGAGACGGGGGAGGCAGAGGGGGAGGCGGAGCAGCAGGGAGGCCGCCACACCGAGAGGAAGGCCGACGGCGGCGUGGAGAAACUGUCCCGCAGGAAAACGGACAGAAAGAAAGUGAGGAGGGUCGGGCUGCAUCACGCCAGCUCGUCGCCUAUCAACCCGGUGUCGCCCGUCUCCCACCCUUCGCCGGCGUCCGACAGCCUCCGCUCGCUGCCCUCCACCCGGCCGCCCAGCCCUGAGCAGGACGAGCUCCGCCCACAGCCGGGCCAGAAUGGCGACCCGAGGGCGAUCCCAGGCGCCGUGCUGAACGGAGACCACCUCCCCUGGCUGCAUGACCCUCGCAUCGCCCAGCCGCCGCCCGCUGCCGACAAGCUGUCUGAGGACGAUGACAUGGAGGCCAUCGUCGACGGCGCCACCAUGGGGAACACGACCUUACCGCCGUCCGCAACCGACCGAGGGGCGGCGGCGACGGUCGGAGGAGGAGGCAGGAAGAGGAAGUCUCAGACGCCUCAACAGUGUCCGGUCUGUCAGAAGAUCAUCCACGGAGCUGGUAAACUGCCGAGACACAUGAGGACACACACCGGAGAGAAACCCUUCCAAUGCUCCGCCUGCGGAGUCCGAUUCACCCGGAACGAUAAGUUGAAGAUCCACAUGAGGAAGCACACCGGUGAGCGCCCCUACCCCUGCCCCCACUGCCCGGCCCGCUUCCUGCACUCCUACGACCUGAAGAACCACCUCUCGCUCCACAGCGGGACCCGGCCCUUCGAGUGUCUGCUGUGCCACAAGGCGUUCGCCCGGGAGGACCACCUCCAGCGCCACCGCAAGGGCCACAGCUGCCUGGAGCUCCGGACCCGCCGGCCCCGAGGCGACGCCGGCCGCAGAGAGCCGCCUGACGCCCUGGAGGCGUUCCAGGCUCACUCCUCCGGCUUCCUGCCCCGCUCGGCGCUGGAUGGCGGCGGCUCCGGUCCGUCGCUGAUGUUCGACGUGGAGCGGGAGCGUUCGCUGGCGCUGCUGGCCCAUAUCGGCCCCCAGCGCCUGGCCGCCUACCCGGAGUUCUUCCUGCGAGGCCUCCGGGAGUCGGACGCCGAAGAUCCGGGAAGACGAAGCGAGUCGCUGGCCACCCAGCGAGACCGAUGGAGGGACGAGACGGAGGAGGAGAACGGAGAAGAAGAAGCAGAAGAAGAAGAAUAGUAGAAAAUAAGAGAGAGUGUGUGAAUGUGUGUGUGUUUGUGGAAAAGCAUCCACAGUAAAAAAUAAAUAACACUUCACUCAGGGGGUCGGACUCCACAUAGAGCGCUUCAGAAUAAAAGACAAAAAAUGUAAAACGGGUUUUCAGAGAUAUUUUAAUGUUUGAUUUCGUUUUAUUCCUUGUUUGCUGUUUAAUUUUGGUUUGCUUUGUUUUCUAGCUGCUGUGUGUCGAGUGUGUGCUCGGUUACUGGGAUGCUUCUCACUAUGCAAACUAAAUAAUUGUAAUAAUCCAGGACGUUCAGGUGCAAUGCAGACGAUGGUAUCAUGUAAUGAACGCUGCCCUCUGGUGGUCGUCAGGGGAAUUAAUCAAACUUGUUCUGUGCAUCUGUUAGCAAUAAUCUGAUCCAUUAGCCACUUUGAUUUGGUGCUUGAACCAAAGAUUUUUUUUUCUUGAGGUUUACGAAACAAUCCGCUUCCAGACUAUAAAAAAAUCAAAGAGUUGACACUGAUUAAAACAAUUUAUUUUUCUUUUAUUUCCCGGAAGCUGUCGGUCUUCCAACGCACUCAUUUCGGUUCUUAAAAAAAUCAAAGUAAAAAGGGGGUAAAAAUGCAACGUUCCCCUUUCCUUCCUGUAUUUAUUUAUUUAUUGAUAUUUAUUGAGGCUCUUCUGCUGCUCAGCGAGAGAAUCCAGGAGUUCGGAUCUCGCUAGAAGCUGCAUAAACGUUUUCUUUUUUUUUUUUUUUUUUUUGCCGCCUUCUUCCAGAAUCGAGUGUCUUCUUUCCUCCAAGAAUGCACUCUUUUGCACAUUUUAAAAUCCCGUCAGGUUCCGCAGUAAAACAUUCCAGGUGUCCGGUACUGUAGCUUCAUCUAAAGGGGCCAUUUUCUCUCAGUUUGACCAAAAAAAAAAACAAGUAUACUUUGAUAUACUUCACAUGAUUUCCCUCCAAUCCACCCCCCUGGCCUUGCGUGCGCUGUCCGCUCUUUAUCGUGUAGCAAACCUUAUUUUUUAUUUCCACUUUAUUUGCACUAUGAGAUUUAAAAGCUUCUGCUUUGUUUUUUUUUUGUCUGACUUUUGUCCAUUUAAAAGUUGUGAUUGAAUCUUUGGAACCCACACGCUUCCUCCUGCAUAUUAGCACAGAGUUCUAGUUAAAUGUAAUAUAUAUAUAUAAAGAUAUAUAUCGGGAUGAAGUUGCCUUAGUUUUUGUUUUUUUGUGCUGCGACUAUUCUCAGGAAACCUUGAGCAAUGCACUAAGUGAUUAUUGAGAAUCUAAAACGGGGAGUUUGGUGCUGUUUGGUGACGCCAGAUGUUGGAUUUUCUAGGUUUUGUAUUGAAUCUAAAGCAGAAUGGAUCUCUUGGUUCUGAGCUCUUUGUGAAUGAACGAGUGAACGGGGCUGAGGAGCUGUGAAGUCCGUCUGCUCGGCUUCGGUGAAAGGACUCGGGGUUCGGUCCGACCGCAGACCCCGACAUCAGGGAUAUACAUUUUUGUCUUUCAGUUCUUCGCGGACCUUCUCAGAGAUAUGAAUUCAUUUUCCCAUGAUCUGUUUCAGUCGAUGUAAAGAGAAUAAAUAAAGAUAUCUAAGCUUGC